AUGUCGGUACACGGUGACGAAGCCCCAGGCCAGGGUACGUACACGUCGGCGGGCGGCAAUCUUUCCGCCACACUAAACAACGGGGCGUUGGCGCAACAACCACAUCCAUGCCCCAAGACCGCCCUAGCAUACAGUCGACAGCACUUGACCAACGCAUCUCAACAAAGUAUCAGUAUCUGUUCAGCGAAAGUAAAUUAUUCUAUUGUUAUGUUUUUUUGA
Bipolaris victoriae FI3 is the source of this 219-nucleotide messenger RNA. RefSeq lists its product as hypothetical. The transcript has a single exon. NCBI's taxonomy places the organism in Eukaryota, Fungi, Ascomycota, Dothideomycetes, Pleosporales, Pleosporaceae. The coding region runs from base 1 to 219 and encodes 72 amino acids. The record is from RefSeq and is a predicted model, not a curated record.